CUAGGCCUUAAUGAGCACCACCAGAAUGAAGUGAUCAACUACAUGCGCUUUGCUCGUUUCAAGCGUGGCCUGUGUCUCAAAACAGUGGAUUCUUGUUUCCAGGACCUUAAGGACAGCAGACUUGUUGAGGAGACCUUCACAGUUGAUGAGGUGAUAGACAUGCUGGAUGGACUGCGGACUGUUGUACACAGUGAAGUGGAGUCAGAGCUCAUAAAUACAACUUACACCAAUGUUUUACUUCUGCGGCAGCUCUUUUCGCAGGCUGAGAAAUGGUACCUUAAGCUACAGACAGACAUCUCUGAAUUGGAGAAUCGAGAAUUGUUGGAACAGGUUGCUGAGUUUGAAAAGUCAGAAUUUACAUCUUCAAACAAGAAGCCCAAUGCAGAUCUCAUUAAACCAAAACUGGCUCCAUUAAAUGAAGGUGGGUCAGAGCUGCUUAACAAGACAGUUGCUUGUCUCCAAGAAGAAAAUGAAAAAUUGAAGAUCAGACUCAGGACCAUAGAAACACAGGCUACAGCUGCGCUAGAUGAAAAGUCCAAACUAGAGAAGUCACUGAAGGAUUUACAGAUGAUCCAAGGAGAUCAAAAGACUAAUGCAAACCAGGAUAUCACUGAACUGGAGAACAAAGUGGCAGCUUUGAAAUGCCAGUUUGAGAAGACUUUGAAUGACUCUACUGCAAACCAAAAAUUCUUGGAAGAGAACUUGGUAACAACAAAACAUGAUUUGCUUAAGGUUCGGGAUCAGCUAUCCACAGCUGAAAAGGAAUUAGAGAAGAAAUUUCAGCAAACAGCUGCCUAUCGCAACAUGAAAGAGAUUCUCACUAAGAAGAAUGAACAGAUAAAGGAUCUACGUAAAAAACUUUCCAAAUAUGAGCCAGAGGACUAA
Charadrius vociferus (killdeer) is the source of this 885-nucleotide messenger RNA. RefSeq names its product leucine zipper transcription factor-like 1 (gene LZTFL1). The record is from RefSeq and is a predicted model, not a curated record. NCBI's taxonomy places the organism in Eukaryota, Metazoa, Chordata, Aves, Charadriiformes, Charadriidae. The transcript is spliced from 9 exons. Gene Ontology annotation, biological process: negative regulation of protein localization to cilium. Bases 43 to 885 code for a protein of 280 amino acids. Gene Ontology annotation, cellular component: cytoplasm.